CGUUGAUGAAAACAGAUAAGUAAAAGGCGAUCUCAUAAGGAAGGAAGAGAACAGUCCGACUACGUUGAAAGCGGUUCCCAUUCCGUAUUUGGACUCCAGCACGGGAAUUUAAGAUUCAACUAAGGAGAGCACGAUUACGCAUGCAUUAAGAAAUAGUUAUUUUUCUUAGUUUCGGGUAUAUUCCUAUUGCUUCUUUUGAGCUACAUUUCGGCAUUUACCAGUCUAAUAAUACAACGCCAUUGAGUAGUUCUAACGGCAUUUAUUUAGCUAGCUUUCACUUUGGGAAUUUAAGUGUUUUAACACCGCGCUAAGAACUAAUGACGGCAGAGAUUCAACAACCCUCGGCACAGACGCCAGCACAAAGCAGUCCGAUGUCUGCUGCACCGGAAAAGCCGAACGGUCAGACCGCAGUGAUGGAGACUGCUUCUUCAACUACUAAAACUAAAAAGACCAACGCCGGAAUCCGCCGGCCGGAGAAACCGCCUUACUCCUAUAUAGCUUUGAUAGUCAUGGCCAUUCAAAGCUCUCCAACAAAACGCUUGACGCUGAGUGAAAUUUACCAGUUUCUCCAAAGCCGAUUUCCGUUUUUCAGAGGCUCAUACCAAGGAUGGAAAAAUUCUGUGCGUCACAACUUGUCUCUUAAUGAAUGUUUCAUCAAGUUGCCAAAGGGUCUUGGUAGACCGGGAAAGGGUCAUUACUGGACUAUCGACCCUGCCAGUGAGUUUAUGUUUGAGGAGGGAUCUUUUCGCAGGAGGCCAAGGGGGUUCAGGCGUAAAUGUCAGGCGCUGAAGCCGAUGUAUAGCAUGAUGAACGGCCUUGGAUUCAAUCACCUACCCGAGUCCUACAACUUCCAGGGGACCGGCGGAGCCCUGUCUUGCCCUCCGAACGGUUUAUCUUUGGACAGUGGAAUUGGGAUGAUGAACGGACACUUGGCAAGCAAUAUGGAAGGGAUGGGUUUGGCGGGACAUUCUGUAUCGCAUUUGUCAUCCAACGGCGGACAUUCCUACAUGGGGAGUUGUACAGGAUCCACGGGGGGCGAGUACCCCCAUCAUGACAACUCUGCGUCGCCACUGCUCACCAGUGGAGGAGUUAUGGAGCCUCAUCCAGUCUACUCCAGCACAGCAUCUGCCUGGGCUCCCACGGCCUCCGCCUCGCUGAAUAACGGAGCUUCUUAUAUAAAACAACAACCUCUCUCACCUUGCAACCCUGGAGCAAACCCCUUACAGCCGAGUUUACCAACACACUCUCUUGACCAGUCAUAUCUUCAUCAGAAUGGCCACAGUACCGCCGACCUCCAAGGUAUCCCCAGAUAUCAUUCCCAGUCCCCCAGUAUGUGUGACAGGAAAGAGUUCGUCUUCUCUUUCAACGCCAUGACAUCAUCAGCAAUGCAUUCCCCAGGCAGUGGGUCCUACUACCAUCACCAGCAAGUCGCCUAUCAAGACAUCAAGCCCUGCGUGAUGUGACAAUCUGCUGACCGUCACUUGCAACAAAUAAAUUACAGUCCAUCUCUGAUUUAAAAAGCCACUAAACCCACAAGGGUUGCGGGGGUGCGAGGAUGUUUCCCGCCCCGGCGAAGUAGACUUGCAGAAUAAACAGGCUAGUUCACUUCACAGCAGACAGAGGAACGGAUUGAUCCAGGACCCCCGAACUGUUCAGAGAUCCUAAAACUGAACGACUUGUACGGUUGUACUGAAACUCUUCUCUUUCCUCGCGGUUAAGGAACUGGAGAAAAUAAGAAUUAUGGAGAGACUUUAACUUAAUUUAAAGAAACUGCUUUCGAAAUGGGUAAUGCAGUGGAUCAUUUGAAAACGUAAGAGUGCAACUUCGGGCCUGAUUUUGUGCUACGCAUUUUUUCCCAUUUACUACCAACAUAAUACUCUCUCUUAAUUUUACAGGAUAUUGAAUCCACCAUUACAUAUAUACAAGUAUUUUUCUACGUUGUUGCGUCAGUGUAUUCAAGAUGGAGCACAGACUGCUCCACGAUUGGACCGAAUCAGGGCCUAAGUACCAAAAACGGCACAGCUAGGUACUUACUCUGCUGGCGGACGACUUCAACUUGACAAUUUUUGAUGCUUAGGCAACACACAAUUUCAUUGUUGAUAUAAUGAAUUCAGUAGUGACAAGACGUGCAGAAUAGCGUAGAAUUUUCUUUUUUACUUGGGGUAUUUGGCCCGAUCGAUAUAUCAAAGUAAUGAUUUUAUGUUUUAUUUUUUUUAAAUAGAGUACAAGCCGUGAAUAAAUGGACAACACACGAGAUUCAGGGAGCUAUCCGAUUCUUCCAUAUUGCGUUUAUUCUUUAAUUUUGAGAAACGCAUUUACACAAAUUCCUUUUUUCGUUAGGCUUACUGUUGGUACAAAUUAAAUAUACAUGUUAUGCAAGUUUAAAUGGCACUCAUUUCAAAUAUUCAACCUGAAUGGCUCAAGUGAAAAACGUUUAAAUUGAAUCUGUUCUGAAAUCAAACCUUGCCUCUGUUUCCCUUUCACACGACAACGCCAUUAUGAAUUCCGGACAAAUUAAGGCACUUUUUAAAAAUAAAAAAAAAGCUGUAAACCGAGACCCCUUAUUUAUUCUGCAUAUAGGCAACUUUUAAUUGUAAAAUAUAACCUCAGUAUUAAAGUGUACCUUAUUGGCAAUAUUUGCCAAGCAACCUUUUCUAUUUUAUGUAAACAAAACAUGAAUAUAUGUAACUUUUGUCAGUUACAUUGUUUAUGUUUCUUUGUGUGUAUAUAUCCGUAUUGACACCCGCGUUUUUUUUUCCUGCACUGUAUAAAUUGUACAUGAUAUAAUGUCUUUUUGUGUAUGUUUCUGCUAAAAUUUCCUUAGGCUAGUCUGUAUAUAAAUAACACACUAUUUGUAUAGAACUAUAAGUAUCAGCAUGUAGUUUGAGUGAAACUAUAUUAGAAACCCUCAUAAACCUUUUUGUUUGUUUUUGUUCUCAUCAAA
This is a messenger RNA of Anguilla anguilla (European eel), 2944 nucleotides long. It is a transcript of the gene foxf1, whose product is annotated as forkhead box F1. The transcript is spliced from 2 exons. The coding region runs from base 318 to 1463 and encodes 381 amino acids. Gene Ontology annotation, molecular function: RNA polymerase II cis-regulatory region sequence-specific DNA binding; DNA-binding transcription factor activity, RNA polymerase II-specific. The record is from RefSeq and is a predicted model, not a curated record. Gene Ontology annotation, cellular component: nucleus. Gene Ontology annotation, biological process: animal organ morphogenesis; regulation of transcription by RNA polymerase II. NCBI's taxonomy places the organism in Eukaryota, Metazoa, Chordata, Actinopteri, Anguilliformes, Anguillidae.